Molecule: messenger RNA, 1809 nt
Organism: Trypanosoma brucei brucei TREU927
Lineage: Eukaryota; Euglenozoa; Kinetoplastea; Trypanosomatida; Trypanosomatidae
Product: ABC transporter, putative
Exons: 1
Coding region: 1-1809 (602 amino acids)
Molecular function (GO): ATP hydrolysis activity; ATP binding
Source: RefSeq, a predicted model, not a curated record
AUGGCCAAACCGAAGUACCUAAAAAAGAAGCAAGAAGCCGCUGCAGCGGCGGCGGCAGCUGAGCAGCAAAAAAAGGAACAAGAUGGGGAUCCGUCAGUGGCGAAAGGCGCAGGUGCUCCGGAUGAGGAACCAAAGAGCUCCGGUGCGAUGGUGGCGUUCGCGAAUCCCGUGUUCCGUGACGGUGUGAGCGAUAUUCUUGUGGAAAAAAUCGAUAUUAGCUACCAGGGAGUUCAUAUUCUGGAGAAUGCCACCUUGAACCUGGUUGCGGGACACCGUUAUGGUCUUGUGGGUCCUAAUGGAUGCGGUAAGUCAACUUUGUUGAAGGUUCUUGGCUGUCACGAAAUACCGUUUCCCAAACAUGUUGAUAGGUAUUUUGUGUCGCAUGAGGUCGAAGCAUCCGAUAUGUCAGCUAUUGACGCAGUAGUGUCCGUGGACAAGGAAAAGGAGCUGCUGGAGAAAGAAAUAGAGGAGUUGGCGCUUGCAGAUCAGGAGGAUCCUGUAGUGACGCAGCGUAUGGAUGACAUUUACAAGCGCCUGGAUGAGUUGGAUGCCGACACUGCGCUAGCGCGCGCAGGGAAAAUAUUGUUUGGUCUUGGCUUUACGCCAGAGAUGCAGUUACGGCCGACGAAGUCAUUUUCUGGUGGGUGGCGUAUGCGCAUUUCCCUAGCUCAGGCGCUGUUCAUUAAUCCAACAGUUCUUCUUCUUGACGAACCAACGAACCAUCUCGACAUUGAGGCCGUGGUGUGGUUGGAGAACUAUCUCUCCAAGUUCAAGAAAAUUCUUUUCAUGGUAUCCCACUCGCAGGAUUUCAUGAAUAGCGUCUGCACCAAGGUGGCUCAUAUGGCCCGGGGGAAGCUCGAUUACUACGACGGAAACUACGACCAGUACUGCAUAACGCGUGCAGAAAAGGAGAGUAACCAGAUGCGCCGCUUUCAGUGGGAACAGAACCAGAUUAAGAGCAUGAAAGAGUAUAUUGCCCGUUUCGGUCAUGGUAGUGCAAAGCUUGCACGGCAGGCCCAGUCAAAGGAAAAGACGCUUGCCCGUAUGACACGUGGUGGCCUCACUGAAAAUGUGGCCAAAGACAGGCAAGUAAACUUUUGGUUCCCCUGCGCGGGACCGCUUCCCCCGCCGAUGCUUCAGUUCCGAGAGGUGUCUUUUGCCUACCCAGGGCGUGACCCUCUUUUCCAGGACCUUGAACUUGGAGUAGACAUGGAAUCACGUAUCUGUCUUGUUGGACCGAAUGGUGCAGGGAAGACAACCCUGACAAAGCUAAUGUGCCGUGAGCUGGAACCCACAACUGGUUAUGUUGCUAAGAAUGCUCACUGCAUCAUUGCUCGUUUCCAUCAGCACUUCGUGGAUCAAAUCGAUUUGUCCCUUUCGCCGCUAGAAUGGAUGGGACAAGAGUACCCAACGGUGACCGACCCCAAUAUACUGCGCAGCGCGCUCGGACGAUUUGGUGUAUCCGGCAAGCUUCAGAUGACACCCAUGAACACCCUUUCGGACGGCCAGAAGUCAAGAGUGGUCUUUUCCUGGAUGGCAUUCAAAACGCCUCACUUGAUGAUUCUUGACGAGCCAACAAACCACCUUGAUAUUGAGUCCAUUGACGCUUUGGCCGAUGCGGUUAACAGUUUUGAGGGUGCUGUGGUGGUGGUUUCCCACGAUCUCCGCCUCAUCGCGCAGAUUGCCGAAGAAAUUUGGAUUGUGGACCAGGGGAAAUGCCGCAAGUUUGAUGGUGACAUCGCCGACUACAAGGAACAUGUCCAGCGUGAAGUCAACCGUAUGACAGAAGACUACGCCAACCGGAAGUGA